This is a messenger RNA of Gymnodraco acuticeps, 309 nucleotides long. Its product is annotated as ras and EF-hand domain-containing protein-like. The coding region runs from base 1 to 309 and encodes 102 amino acids. Gene Ontology annotation, molecular function: calcium ion binding. Lineage: Eukaryota; Metazoa; Chordata; Actinopteri; Perciformes; Bathydraconidae. The record is from RefSeq and is a predicted model, not a curated record. The transcript is spliced from 2 exons.
AUGAAUGAGGAAGAACAAAAGCGCCUGAGUUCAGUUUUUCACGCCUACAACGUGGAUAACUCAGGGCGGAUAGAAAAAAAUGAGUUCACCACUAUCUGUCAGGAGCUCCAUGUCCCAUCACAAGAAGCAGACGUCAUAUUCAACCGCCUGAACGUGGACAAAGACGGCACAGUCACCUUAGAGGAGUUCAUCAGUGGCUUCAAAGAACAACAUCAGGAGGAUGAAGAUGAUGACACACAAGCAGAUGACAACAAGUCCUCAGGAGGUCUGGAAAUCGGGAAUUACUUUUUGCAGGUGUCCCGAGAAUAA